AACGAUCUCGCUUGUUACCUAUGAAAGUAGGUUUUGACAGUCAUCCGCAAACAGACGGACACCCAGUACUGCCAACCGCUCGGACUUGUUUUUACCGUUAGAAGAUUAUCAGCGUGCGAGAACGAUUAAUUUUAUCCACAUCCGUCGCGCGCCUAGGAUCUGGAACAUUUCACGCGUUUUCAUGAUGACUCAAUGCGUAUAAAUUCUCCUCGCGAAUGUAAAAUCCGAGCAAUUUAAAUGGCAAGAGAUUUCAAGGUUUCGGUAAAACGACUUCGAACUGCGCACAAUUUCGCGAUUCUCGUCGUUGGGGAGAAGCACAAGAAAAUUUGCAAUUGCACACGACGUGAGGAUGAACGGAUUAACAAUUCGGGUGCUGUACGGAAGUGAGACCGGAACCGCUCAGGACGUCGCCGAGCAGAUUUGGAAAAGCGCUAAAAGAAAAAAAUUGCUAAGCACCGUCUCGUCUCUGGAUGAUUACGACAUUCAGAAUCUGUUUACCGAACGAUUGAUUGUCUUUGUUGUGGCGACUACCGGACAAGGAGAUCCUCCGGCUAACAUGAAACAAUUUUGGCGACAUUUACUGCGCAAGAAUCUUCCCUCGAAUAUGCUCCGAAAUUUGCGAUACGGCGUGCUUGGUCUGGGCGAUAGUUCCUACUCGAAAUUCAACUUUGCCGCGAAAAAAUUGAACAAACGCCUGUUACAAUUAGGCGGCGAGGAAUUGUUGCCCAUCGGGCUUGCCGACGAUCAACACAACUUGGGAAUCGACGCCGUCGUUGAUCCGUGGGUCAGAAAAUUGUGGGAAGAAAUUGCGAGCGUUUUCCACAUUUCUGUGGAAGAUAAAAUCGACGAAGAAAAUUCGACGAUCGAGAGAUACGAUGUUACGAUAAUAAAACCGGAUCAGUCGAAAAACAUUGAACGAUCAAUAAACAGUCGAUUUCAAUCGAAUGCGAGUAACAUCUACGCGCAAGAGAUGAAUGUAAACAGCGCGGUUGGAAUAGGAACGGUAGUGGAAAAUGUACGAACCACUUCGGACGAUCAUUUUCAAGAUGUCAGAUUGAUAAAGAUCGAAGCGAACGAUAUUAAAUACGAUCCCGGAGACGUUAUCUACGUCAGACCGAAGAACUCCGCGGACCAAGUCGAACGUUUCUUCGAUAUACUUCACGAGCACAACAUAAAAUUGUUUCCCGACACGAUGGUACAAGUGUCGGAGAAGGAAAUAAAGGUUCCGUUGGUUUUGACGCGAAAUUUAUCUUUGGGAGAGAUAGUUGAACAAUAUUGGGAUCUGAAUUUUAAACCGCGAAGAUCCACGAUGCACACCUUGUCUCUUAUCAGUGAAAAUGAAUUGGAGAGAGAAAAGUUACGCGAGUUCUCCGCUCCCGAGGGUCAAGAGGAACUUUAUGAUUACAUAAACAGACCGAAAAGAAACAUCCUGGAAGUUCUCGCGGACUUUCCUCACACCACCAGUAAAAUGAACAUCAAUCUGCUGUUCGAGAUCAUGUCUCCCAUAAAACCGCGUCCUUACAGCAUCGCGUCUUGCUCAAAGGCCACCCCGAAUAACGUUCAAAUUUUGGUGGCGGUGGUCAAAUUUAAGACUAGACUGAUGGAACCGCGAUUCGGUUUGUGUUCGAAGUGGCUGGCGAGUCUGAAAACUAACGACAAAGUAAUAUUUUGGUUACAAAAAGGAACUUUUCGGUUUCAAAUCAAUAAACCGAUGAUUUUGAUAGGUCCCGGAACCGGAGUAGCUCCGUUUCGAUCCUUACUCCUGGACAUGACAAUGGAAAAAGAGGAUUUAAAGGAGUGUAUUCUCUUUUUUGGAUGCAGAAACAAAGACAAGGAUUAUCACUGCAGGGAAGACUUCGAACGUCUGUCAAGGGAAAAUAAUCUGAAAGUGUUCUGCGCGUUUUCCAGGGAUCAAGAUCACAAGAUAUAUGUGCAACACGUUAUUCGUCAGAACGGAGAACUGUGCUGGCAAUUUUUGCAAAACAGCGGAAGCAUUUAUUUAGCGGGAAGUUCGAAAAACAUGCCAGACAAUGUGCGCGAUGAGUUUGUCAAUUUGGCGAAGGAGAUCGGCAAAAUGACAAAUGAAGAGGCCGAAAUCUUCAUCAAGCAAUUGGAAAAAAACAAUCGAUAUCAAACGGAAACUUGGAGUUAACAACACUUUCUUAU
Pseudomyrmex gracilis is the source of this 2166-nucleotide messenger RNA. Its product is annotated as NADPH-dependent diflavin oxidoreductase 1. The transcript is spliced from 5 exons. Gene Ontology annotation, cellular component: cytosol. Lineage: Eukaryota; Metazoa; Arthropoda; Insecta; Hymenoptera; Formicidae. The coding region runs from base 350 to 2152 and encodes 600 amino acids. Gene Ontology annotation, molecular function: NADPH-hemoprotein reductase activity; flavin adenine dinucleotide binding; FMN binding. The record is from RefSeq and is a predicted model, not a curated record.